Molecule: messenger RNA, 3750 nt
Organism: Toxoplasma gondii ME49
Lineage: Eukaryota; Apicomplexa; Conoidasida; Eucoccidiorida; Sarcocystidae
Exons: 2
Coding region: 2743-3750 (335 amino acids)
Source: RefSeq, a predicted model, not a curated record
AAGGUCAAUGCAACUAAGAAACUAAAAUUAUAAGAUGAAUUUAGAUUUAGAGCAUACCGAUAAAAGACAAGGUGUGCCCGGAAUAAACAAAUAGAUAUACUGAGGGUUCUAGAAACCAUGCUAACACAAUAGAACUUGGAUCCGGUAAACAAAGUGCUUCAAGGUCUAAACCAGUAGUCCAACUCGUAGUAUAUACUCCCCAGAGAAAGCUUAUGAGUAAUCCUGUCUCAGAGAUGAUUACACAAUCAAUCUCGCUGAAAUUCCAGUUGUUCGUGUCACCGUGCAAGGGAGUAGUGGACGAAAGCCGAAUGCUGCUCACGACUGGAUGGUGGCUGUGUGUUGCAUCUGUGUCACGGCGGGCAUGUAUUGCUUCUUCCUCAUAUUCGUGGGUAGGUCCUGAUGGCGACCGCUUUCUGAAAACGCGCGAUGAUCACUCAGACACGAUGCUCCAGUGGCUGACUUGCUUAAACAUCCAGACGACGUCACGGACGUGCGCACAGCUUACGCAGUCAAACAAACUACACCGCCGGACAGUAUUGGUUGCGUCAAGAAAUGGCCACCUUCACUGGUCGCAUGUCCCCUACAGAGACAUUUUGUACUAUGGAACCGCAUAGUAUAGCUUAGUGGAGUUUUCUGGGUGGACUUGACGGAGGGAAACAGCGCACUGCAGGUGAAUCCAAUCUUCAUCACAGAUCUGCCUCAUUAACGACGUUUGAUUACCUGUUUUCUCUGCUGUUUCAAAUGCGGGGCACAACUGCGCCGCACAACGCUGCAUACGAGAAGAAACUAGAGCUGGCACAGCGAUUGAGGUGUUCAGUCUGCAGCGGCAAGGUUACCGUUAAUGCAGUCUCAACCGUCACACGUGGCGUGUCCAAGAGCCGUCUCAUCGUGAUAUUGAACGAUAUAGAGGACUUGUGAGAGGUACGUGAGGAAUUUAAUGUUGUAAGAAAUCGCGCGUGACGACUGACUUGCGCGAAGUGGCGUUGUGGUCAUGCUGCUAUGUUUCACUUGCGGCCUAAUCAUCAGAAAUCUACAGGCAAUGCAGGUAGCCUGAUUACAUCCGGGAAACGAAUGCCUACUGCUCAUAGGUGACCGUUUCGUCGAAUCGGAGAGAGUGCCAGCGAACCCGCAUGGAGUUUCGGGGAAAGUCUGUAGCGCCAAAAAAAACAACUUAGUGUGCCUGAAUGGCACCAAUGUGACCGAGACUCUUGAGCAUUGCCCGGUUGUGGUCACGAUCGGGUAUUGAUAUUCUUUAAUGCCAUUGCACAAGUCUAGGAUGCUCGAAGAGGUGUCAACUAUUCACGUGAAGCCAUUCUGAGCUGAGCGUGUAGCUAUUCAGGCAUCUGCAAGCCCACUCAAUAGUGUCUUCUUUGAUAUGAAGUCAAAAGGGACGGUUUCGAACUGGUUGCAAGGCGCCUACGCAACUGCAAGCAAGAAUAUUUUGUGCAUCCGGCAGACGAAGUUAAAACAAAAAAUUCCUCUUACGAGGAGGUGCCUCUGCCAGCUGCCGCGUUGUAAAACGUGCGAGCAGGAACAGCCACGCAGAGAAUGGACCCCAUCAGGUAGCUGCCAUAUCUAGCCGAAUUAUGCUUUCUUCGGCCCACUGCUUCGCCGUCGGAUGUUGAAGUAGUCUCUCCGAGGUUACCGCUGGUGGCGUUCUACGAGUGAGAAAAAGCGUCAUUACAGGUGUCGACGUUCAGUUGGAAGUAACUGCCGUCAACAACUUCACUGGUUCACAACGAAGUGGCCAGAACAUGCUUCAUGCCUCAGAAGCCUCGACGUUUCUCCAUGAUACUGGAGAGAUAACAGGGUACAUCCACCUGGUGGUUUCCGUUUUCCCACCAUUCGCAGACGUUUGACUGGUGAUCCUCAAUUGGAUUUUUAGGCUCCCUGACCGGAGAUCCAGAGGAUGAGCACCCCUCAUACCAAGUGUGGGCCUACGGGUCUGAGCAGCUGCGACAAAACGCAGAAGCUGCCGGUGAGGCUACGCUGCGACCCUCCGUUCAUAAGCAUCUGGACAGGCAAAGCGCUCGUUGUGUUUCCUUCGGCUUCCACGACUCUGCCGCAACUCGACCCUGGGAAUAGCUCAAGCGCCAGUGGACCCACCUCGACCGGAUGUGUUUCCUUGGUUUCCUCCUCUGUUUCCCUAGAAGAGAAACACUCCAUAGACGCCAAUUUGUCGAGCCACAGCGCCGUGGAUCGUUCGUUUCUUCCUCCGUUUGCUCCGGUUGAUGCCCUGUUCAACCGUAUGUGUUCAUGGCAGUCCGAACAUGACUGUAAGGGGAAUGACGCGAUUUCGUGGGAGCAGUUUUUUGAAGGCAGCAUUAAUGGAACCAUUUCAAACACUGAGCCAUCGCCACAAUUACCUGUCAUCCUUGAACACUCCCGAGAUAAUUUUUGUGAAAUUGCGGCGAGACCAGCCACGAAUGGAAUUGGAAACCCGACGACCGUAGUGUCUGAUCUUCUUUCACCCCAGUCGCCUGGCCGUCUGCAGAAGAAUAAUGCAAUCAAUGUUGCUGUUCCAGCCUCUGUCGAGUCACUGGUAAUCGGGGGACCUUUGGGCAGUGGUAAAACAUUUAUUCGUGCUCACGCAAUGAAAUACGCGGUAUGGAAGUACUACGAAACUGUCCGAUUGCGAAGGCCUCCCACUGCAGGCAACACAUCUUUGAGAUCUGUGAAAUCACCUGCAGAACGAACCGGUUCUGAGUUAAAUGAGGAAUUGCAGAAGGAAAUUGUAGGAGCAUGCAAUCAGCUUGCUGCUCUAAACAUCCUGAUCCGGGCCUUUUUCCACGCACCUGUCCCCAGCAACUCAUCUUCAACGAGAUGCUGCCUCAUGAUGGAAAUGCGCAUGCCCUGCAUCUCGACGGAAGUUUAGCGAGGCCGCUUGCUGGAGAACGGAAAAGCUUCCACAUCUUCGAAUUACUGUCCCACAUCAUGGAAAGUCAGAAAAAAGGAGCAGAGUCAGACAGGGGAGCUGGAGGGGCCGCCGGACCUGUUGUCUCUGACUCAACAACGCCACUUUUGGUCGAUGAAGUAAGGCAAGUGAACUGGUUGAGGAAAGUUCUGCUCGACAGCUUGGGAGGCCUUUCUCCGCUAACUACCUCUGACACCGUGGUCGGUGACAGAAAUAAUUCACUAGACAGUGAAGAUGACCAAUGGACAACUGAAACAAGAAGUGGCUCAGCAAUGGUUCAGUGGGCUCUCCAAACUGUCGGCUUCACGCAGGAGGAAAUGUCCUACGUGUUCAGACUCCUUCAGGUCAUUCAAACGUUAGAGGAUCUUGAUUUCUGCGACAGCCUUGCCACACGCCCUGAUUCGCAUGCCAAGACCCAUCGCUUGCAAGAGUCCGCCGAACGCAUGCAUCUCCUCAGGAAGCCUCAUGUGCGCUGCGAAGUAAGUGUGGAGAAAAUAGUGGCUGCACCUGAGAUCACAGAUUUUGCCACUCCUUACCAUCGCUCUGACACUUCCACAAUGAUGAUUCACAAAGAAUAUGGGUUAUCCUGUCAACACUGUCUUUUGCGUUACAGUUCGCAUCGCCCCCCUAAUGAGAGUGUGUGUACUGCGCUGAACGUUCGUCAGGGAUAUCGUCUGAUAUCUACUGGUGCAUCCCUUUGUCGAUUACAGAAUAUGUCCAACAUCAAGGCUACCGGUUUGUGUCCCUCCGUGCACCACAGGUCUUUCCUUUUCAGAGUCUUGACCAAGCUGCAGCUCUCCUGGAGGUACCUGCUUCUGUGCUUGAAGACAGCUUGA